UUAGACCUGUUACACAACAAAUAAAAACACAAAAAUAAAUAAAAUCCAACUAAAAAAUGGAUAUUAACGAAUCCGUAAUCAAAGAAGAAGUUGGUAACUUUAUUUCGAGUCUGCAAAAACUGUUGCCCAAGAAAAAGGACAUUAUAUUUGUCGCACCUGACAAAACCACGUUGACUAAGCUGAGUGAUGUUCACACUGAAGCAAAGAGUGUUUUUCCGAAGUGCUUCCUUGGAGCUAAGCUGGUCAUUGCUAGAGACAUAAUGGAUAAAGUCAAGUUAGUUCAAAGUUACAAUUUUAGUAAAACGAAAGAGUCUUACAAGUGUUUCUCACACCUCAUUCAUAAAGAAAUGGCUGCAAAGAAUAUUGAAGAUGGUCUAGUAAUUGAUUCAACGGGUUCUGCUACAGCAACAUACAAAGAAAAAAUGGAUGAUUACGAAAUGAGACUUACAUCAAAGAUUAAGGAUUUAGUAUCAUCAGAGACAGAAUUAGUUUUCGAAAAGGAGAACGAAAAGUCGAUUAGUUCUAUCUCAUGCUCAAUAAAAGAUGUCGACCCAAAUAACCUGAAACUAGUUACUCAGUGGAUGUAUAAAGUGAAUCCAGAAUUUAGUUUUGGCAGCGAGCUCGGUUUUAAACCUUUGUCGUAUCCGCUAUCCCCUGACUUUUCAGUUAGUACGAGAUACGAGAGGCCGUCGUUCACCGUCUCUUCCACUAUCAGCAGAAUCGGCUUCCAAGUGUGCCUUUUCAAACAAUUCACCCCAGAUUUACGGAUAUCGACCAUACUUAAUGAGAAUAAUAGGAGCUCCGCUUCAAUCGGUCUGGCUAUCCAUAAGAGCUAUGAAAAUGGAUCGGAAUUGAAAAUUUUCGUUGACUCGCAACGUUGUGGUGGCUUCACAUAUCAAAGGGAUGUUUUGUUUUACGAGCCACAUAACGAAGUUCGAAUAAUACGAUUGAUGGCCAGCACUCUCAUAGACAGACAGCGAAGAGUCCGUUUUGGCUUUGGUUUUAACCUAGAUUUCUGAAGUAUGAUUUUAAUACCUAAUACCUCCGAAAUAAUUAGUCAUUGAAAUUUUGAGAUUUUCGUCUUUUUGUAGUAUUAUUUGUUUGUACAUAAGUAUACAUAGGUUUUAACUAUUGUUUUAUCUUGUUAUUUCGUUUAGAAAUGUGAUUAAAUUAUUGAUUACUUCUUCUGA
Molecule: messenger RNA, 1190 nt
Organism: Nymphalis io (European peacock)
Lineage: Eukaryota; Metazoa; Arthropoda; Insecta; Lepidoptera; Nymphalidae
Product: mitochondrial import receptor subunit TOM40 homolog
Exons: 1
Coding region: 57-1019 (320 amino acids)
Source: RefSeq, a predicted model, not a curated record